This is a messenger RNA of Penicillium argentinense, 1563 nucleotides long. RefSeq lists its product as uncharacterized. Gene Ontology annotation, molecular function: protein binding. Gene Ontology annotation, cellular component: kinesin complex. The record is from RefSeq and is a predicted model, not a curated record. Bases 1 to 1563 code for a protein of 520 amino acids. The transcript has a single exon. NCBI's taxonomy places the organism in Eukaryota, Fungi, Ascomycota, Eurotiomycetes, Eurotiales, Aspergillaceae.
AUGGCCGACCUAGCGUCGACGUAUAGGAGCCAGGGCCGAUGGGAGGAGGCGGAGCAGCUCUUUGUGCAGGUCAUGGAGACUCGCAAGACCAAGCUCGGCGUGGACCAUCCUGACACGCUGACGAGUAUGGUCGACCUAGCGUCGACGUAUAGGAGACAGGGCCGAUGGAAAGAGGCGGAGCAGCUCUUUGUGCAGGCCAUGGAGACGAGCAAGAUAAAACUCGGCGUGGGCCAUCCUAACACGCUGAAGAGUAUGGCCAACCUAGCGUCGACGUAUAGGAACCAGGGCCGAUGGAAGGAGGCGGAGCAGCUCGAGCUGCAGGUCAUGGAGUCUAGCAAGACGAAGCUCGGCGUGGGCCAUCCCUCCACGCUGAAGAAUAUGGCUAACCUAGCGUCGACGUAUAGGAGCCAGGGCCGAUGGGAGGAGGCAGAGCAGCUCUUUGUGCAGGUCAUGAAGACGAGCAAGACGAAGCUCGGCGAGGAUCAUCCCUCCACGCUGUCGACUAUGCACGAACUGGCAUCGACGUACUGGAACCAGGGUCGAUGGGAGGAGGCGGAGCAGCUUAAUGUGCGGGCCAUGGAGACGAGCAAGAUAAAACUUGGCGUGGACCAUCCUAACACGCUAACGAGCAUGGCCAACCUAGCGUCAACGUAUAGGAGCCAGGGCCGAUGGAAAGAGGCGGAGCAGCUCUUUGUGCAGGCCAUGGAGACGAGCAAGAUAAAACUCGGCGUGGGCCAUCCUAACACGCUGAAGAGUAUGGCCAACCUAGCGUCGACGUAUAGGAACCAGGGCCGAUGGAAGGAGGCGGAGCAGCUCGAGCUGCAGGUCAUGGAGUCUAGCAAGACGAAGCUCGGCGUGGGCCAUCCCUCCACGCUGAAGAGUAUGGCUAACCUAGCGUCGACGUAUAGGAGCCAGGGCCGAUGGGAGGAGGCAGAGCAGCUCGACGUGCAGGUCAUGGAGACUCGCAAGACCAAGCUCGGCGUGGACCAUCCUGACAUGCUGAAGAGUAUGGCCAACCUAGCGUCGAUGUAUAGGAUGCAGAGCCGAUGGGAGGAGGCGGAGCAGCUCUUUGUGCAAGUCAUGGAGACUCGCAAGACGAAGCUCGGCGUGGACCAUCCUGACACGCUGUCAAGUAUGGCCAACCUAGCGUCGACGUAUAGAAGACAGGGCCGAUGGGAGGAGGCAGAGCAGCUCUUUGUGCAGGUCAUGAAGACGAGCAAGACGAAGCUCGGCGUGGGCCAUCCCUCCACGCUGAAGAGUAUGACCAACCUAGCGUCGACGUAUAGGAACCAGGGCCGAUGGGAGGAGGCAGAGCAGCUCUUUGUGCAGGUCAUGAAGACGAGCAAGACGAAGCUCGGCGAGGAUCAUCCCUCCACGCUGUCGGCUAUGACCGAUCUAGCUUUCACCUGGAAAUCCUUAGGUCACGAUGCUCAAGCAAUCGACUUGCUACGAAACUGCUUGGCCAAGCAAAGACAAAAGCUUGGUUUGAAUCAUCCGCAUAUUCUAUCUAAUUCUCGAACAUUGCUUGUUUGGGAAACGGACAACCUGAAUAUCAGUUCGUAG